Messenger RNA from Hemiscyllium ocellatum (epaulette shark), 1039 nucleotides. RefSeq names its product phenylethanolamine N-methyltransferase. The transcript has 3 exons. Gene Ontology annotation, cellular component: cytosol. Gene Ontology annotation, molecular function: phenylethanolamine N-methyltransferase activity. Bases 1 to 789 code for a protein of 262 amino acids. The record is from RefSeq and is a predicted model, not a curated record. NCBI's taxonomy places the organism in Eukaryota, Metazoa, Chordata, Chondrichthyes, Orectolobiformes, Hemiscylliidae.
AUGUUGAGAUCUGCUGAGGUUGCUGAUAGAUACCAGCUCUUCAAUCCUCAGGCAUAUCUUCAGAACAACUAUAUGCCUCCUCGAGCCAACUUUGAGAAUGAGGACUGUGUUGUUCCCUGGAAACUCCGCUGCUUUGCAUCCUCAUUCUCAACAGGAGAAAUUCAUGGCCACACGCUCCUGGACAUCGGCUCUGGCCCAACUCUGUACCAAGUUAUCAGCGCCUGUAACUUCUUCAACAAGAUUGUAAUGUCUGAUUACUUGGAGGUGAAUCGGGAGGAACUCAGGAAAUGGCUGAGAAGAGACCCUGGAGCCUUUGACUGGAGUCCCUACAUUAAAUAUGUAUGUGACCUUGACGGAAAGAGGGAUCACUGGGAAGAUACAGAGAGGAAACUACGGGAAACAAUUCAAGAGGUCUGUCAUUGUGACAUCAUGCAGGCAAAUCCUCUGCACCCAAAGGUGCUGAAUCCUGUUGAUGCCAUCAGUACCACCUUCUGCCUGGAGUCUGUGUGCCCAGAUAAGAAAUCACUGGAGGAGGCUUUAACUAAUAUCAGCUCACUGCUGAAACCAGGUGGCUUCCUCCUGAUGAUUGGGGCACUCAAUGAAUCCUACUACCUGGCUGGGGAAGUGAAGCUCAGCGUCAUUCCUCUUGAUGAAGAUUAUGUGAAGGAGACAGUUAGCAGGUCUGGCUACAGAAUCUGUACCUUCAAAACAUACAACAUGCCACCUGAUCUGAACAUUGGGGUUGAUGAUGUGUGCGCGGUUUUCUACCUUCAAGCACAAAAAAUCUGAGCUGUGUAUUUGUAACUUCACUGCCAGAGAUUUCACAAACAUUCAAAUGGAACUGAUAUAAAAGCAGCUUCUGAGUGAGUGAGAGAAAAUAGUUACACGACACUAGGGUAGACGGUCAGAGAGACUAGACACACUCCCUAAGUUAGUGUGAUAUCUGUGUGUGCACACGCAUAUAACAGGCUGUCUGAACACAUCUCUGGACUGACUCAAAGAUGCUUUUAGGCUCAAUUUGUUAACCGUUUUUCAUCAA